AUGCAGACUGCUUCUACAAACAUUUGUGAAAGACUGUGCAAUAAGUCCAUUCGUAAAAUGUCCUUGUUACUAAAUAUUCCACGGUCAACUGUUAGUGGUAUUAUAAAAAAGUGGUAGCAACUGGGAACAACAGCAACUCAGCCAUGAAGUGGUAGGCCACGUAAAAUGACAGAGCGGGGUCAGCGCGUGCUGAAGCGCACAGUGCGCAGAAGUCACCAACUGUCUGCAGAGUCAAUAGCUAAAGACCUCCAAACUUCAUGUGGCCUUCAGAUUAGCACAACAGUGUGUAAAUGCUUCAUGGAAUGGGUUUCCAUGGCCGAGCAGCUGCUUCCAAGCUUUACCAAGUGCAAUGCAGUCAGAUACAGUGCUGUAAAGCAAGCCACCACUUUACUCUAG
Messenger RNA from Staurois parvus, 396 nucleotides. The record is from the annotation of a GenBank genome assembly. NCBI's taxonomy places the organism in Eukaryota, Metazoa, Chordata, Amphibia, Anura, Ranidae.